Molecule: messenger RNA, 471 nt
Organism: Sporisorium graminicola
Lineage: Eukaryota; Fungi; Basidiomycota; Ustilaginomycetes; Ustilaginales; Ustilaginaceae
Exons: 4
Coding region: 1-471 (156 amino acids)
Biological process (GO): Arp2/3 complex-mediated actin nucleation; regulation of actin filament polymerization
Cellular component (GO): Arp2/3 protein complex; cytoplasm; actin cytoskeleton
Molecular function (GO): actin filament binding
Source: RefSeq, a predicted model, not a curated record
AUGGACAGCUUUCGCAAGAUCGACAUUGACCAGUACGACGAGGAUGCAAUCUCGAACGAGGAGCUCGUAGAACCGUUUCCCAAGUCGGCGGAGCAGGCGCUAGCCGACGCAAAGGCCAAGUCGACCGAGGUCAGAUCGUUGAUCGGGAGGGGAGACACGGCAGGUGCAUUGACGCUCGUGCUCUCGGACUACCCUUAUGGACCCAAUGUCGAAGACGCCAAGCACCUCACACUGCAAUCGCUCCUCGAAAUCGUCAACAGCACCAAGUCGAGCGACAUUUCCUCCGCCGUCAAAUCCAUCUCGAUCGACCAACGCGAUGCCCUCAUGAAGUACCUCUACAAGGGCCUCGAGCUCGGCGGAGAGGGAGAAAGCAUCAACUGCGCCGUGCUUCUCGGCUGGCACGAACGGUUGACCGAAGUCGCCGGAACCGGUUGCAUCGUCCGCGUCAUGGCGGAUCGCCGUAGAGUGUAA